Paramecium sonneborni is the source of this 953-nucleotide messenger RNA. NCBI's taxonomy places the organism in Eukaryota, Ciliophora, Oligohymenophorea, Peniculida, Parameciidae. The record is from the annotation of a GenBank genome assembly.
AUGUUUGCAAAUAAAAAUUGUUUUGAAGUUUAUGAAACAAUUCAAGAACUUAGAAAAGUUUUCUCUUAAUUUAAAGAGUGCAUUAUAACUUAGCUUGGAAAACUGGAAAGUUAAAUUGAAACAAUUAUUUUUGAACUAUCUCAAAAUAAUGAGAUUGAUCAAAUUGAUGCUAAUAUAAUUGAAAAUGAGAACUCUUAAUUAAAUUAUGAUGAAAUGCAAUAAUUAAUUUAAGUUUGGAAUAAUGCAUGUCCUAAAUUCAAUGAUCCAUUAGUAAUAAGAAUUUAAAAGACAUUUAAACUAUGGGAAAAAUAAAUUUAAGAACUUUUAUAUAUUGAUAUUGAAAAUAUUCCAAGAUAUUCCAGUUCAUAAUAUGUAUUUGAUACUAAUGCGAAGUUUCAAAGUAUUAAAAUUUAUGAAGAAAUUAUUAUUGAAUAAACUCAAACUUAAACUCAUUAUUGUUUUGCUCUUAGCAAAUAAAGUUUGAAUUAAAUAGAAACUAGUUCUAUAUAAUUUAAAUUCCCAAAAUUUAUAGGAGACAUUGGAGUUGGAAUCUGUGAUAAAAAAAUCUUGAAAUCAAAGGAUUUUAGACCUUUAUUAAGUUAAGUGAAUCAUGGAGCUUUUGUUUGCUUUUAAGAUUCAUGUAAAAUAAGAAAUAAUAAUAGAUACAAUAAAUACAGAAUAAGAAGAAUUGAAUUGGAAGCCUAAAGGUUUUAGAUUCUUGGAUUAUGAUAUUAUAGAAGUUACUUAUGAACCCUCUCUUAAAAGAAUCAGCUGGAAAAAAGUUUAAGUUAUUAUUUAAUAUAAAAUUAGAAACCUAUUGAAGGAUUUUCAAUGAUCUUAUAAAAUGAUAACAGAGAAUUACAUUUUUGCUGUAUUGUUAAAACACAAGGAGCAAAGGUAGAAAUAGUAAGAGAAUGAACAUUCUUAGUUAUUUUUCUAAAAUUAAAUACAUA